Messenger RNA from Morone saxatilis (striped sea-bass), 4022 nucleotides. Its product is annotated as glycogen debranching enzyme-like. Lineage: Eukaryota; Metazoa; Chordata; Actinopteri; Moronidae. Gene Ontology annotation, biological process: glycogen catabolic process; glycogen biosynthetic process. The record is from RefSeq and is a predicted model, not a curated record. Gene Ontology annotation, molecular function: amylo-alpha-1,6-glucosidase activity; 4-alpha-glucanotransferase activity.
CCCGCGUCUUCGGACCACGCCCCCCUCAGUUCAGCCACUGUCCAUCCAGGAAAAACAGAGCUGUCAGCCUGCAAACUGUCCUCCUGUUGCUGUGACUGACCGAACACACAAUUGACAGGAGGCCAGGAAUCAGUUAAGUUUGAAGAGAUCUUCUCAAGAUGUUGCCUCAACACCUGAAGCAGAUCCGAGUCCUUAUGCUGAAUGACAAGGAGAAUUUAGAGAGGACUCUGUUCAGACUUGAACAAGGUAAAUCUUCCUUUCUGAUUCUAUUAUGUGUUUUUCUUCUCUUUACAGCUGCCAACAGUGUGUGGAUCAAAAAACACCCAGAGUGCGGUUACAACCUGGUGAACUCUCCCCACCUGCGACCAGCCUGGGUCUUAGACAGAGCUAUCUGGCAUUUAACCACCAGAGUAGCACAGGGACGCUACAAAGAUAAAGGACUUCCUGCUGACAUUACCAAUGAGAGCCAUCUGAACGCCAUCCGUAGUGUGCUGUGGCAGGACGUGUAUCCUCAGGUCAAACUGUGGGAGUUCUUUCAGGUCAAAGUGGACACCGCUGUGGAGCAGUUCAGGACUCUACUACAGAAUGGCACUAAGCCAAACCACAGUAAGACUGGAGGGUCGAAGGGCCUGAAGAUCAUUCAGGACCCAAAUUACCGUCGUUACAGCAACACAGUGGACAUGGACUCUGCUCUGGAGACAUUUGUACCUCACAGCUCCUCCCUGCAGCACAUCGAGGAGUGCUGUGGUUGGCUGAGACAGAAGCUGAACGAGCUGAAUGAUGAACAGUACCACAUCAUGCACCAGCAUCAGGAGCAGGCUGCCAACUGCAUUGUGGGAAAUGUAGUGUAUGAGCGUCUGGCAGACCAUGGCCCCAAACUUGGUCCCGUUAACCAGAAGAACCCUCUGGUUACCAGGUAUUUCACCUUCCCAUACCAAGACAUGACUCUGGAGCAGGAGCUGCAGCUGCUGGACCAGCCAGACAAGACGUGUCACUUCCUGGCUCACAACGGUUGGGUGAUGGGUGACGAUCCACUGCGCAACUUCGCUGAACCAGGCUCCAAUGUGUACGUGCGUCGGGAGCUGGUAUGCUGGGGUGACAGUGUCAAACUCCGCUAUGGCAAGGGCCCUGAAGACUGCCCGUACCUGUGGGCCCACAUGCAGGAAUACACUGAAACCACAGCCAAAUAUUUCCAUGGAGUCAGACUGGACAACUGCCACUCUACACCACUACAUGUGGCUGAGGCCAUGUUAGAUGCAGCGCGGUUGGUCAGACCCAAUCUGUAUGUGAUAGCUGAACUGUUUACAGGCAGCGAGCUCAUUGACAAUGUGUUUGUUAACCGGCUGGGAAUUAGCAGCCUCAUACGAGAGGCCAUGUCAGCUGGCGACAGCCACGAAGAAGGCAGAUUGGUGUACCGUUAUGGAGGUGAGCCGGUUGGAGCUCUUGUUCAGCCCAGUCUCCGCCCACUGAUGCCCUCCAUCGCCCAUGCCAUGUUCCUUGAUGUAACCCAUGACAACGAGUGUCCCAUACAGCUGCGUUCAGCACUGGACUCCCUCCCCAGCUCUGCUAUGGUCUCUAUGGCCUGCUGCGCUACUGGAUCCACCAGAGGAUAUGAUGAAUUAGUGCCACAUCAGAUCUCUGUGGUGAAGGAGGAGCGUUUUUACCCCAAGUGGAACCCUUCAGCACCCCCAACCUCCACAGGUGAGGUUGGAUUCCAGUCUGGCAUCAUAGCUGGCAAACUGGCACUCAACACCCUGCACCAGGAACUGGCUGCCCAGGGAUUCAUACAGGUGUAUGUCGACCAGGUUGAUGCAGAUAUUGUUGCAAUUACUCGUCACUGUCCAAGCACGCACCAGUCUGUGGUGUCAGUGUGCAGGACAGCCUUCUGGAACCCCAAAACCCACCAGUACAACACCAACGUCCCACCCAUGUUCAUACCUGGGAGGAUAGAGGAAGUGGUACUGGAGGCAAGAACAGUGGAAAGACAUGCUGGGAGUUACAAGAAGGAUGACAACUACAUCAACGGCAUGCCAGAAUACACUGUGGAAAUAAAAGAGCAUAUACCGUUACAGGAGAGUACAGUGGUGAAGCAAGCCGAAGUGACUUCUAAAGGCCGGUCAGAGUUUGUGCAGGAAAUCACCUUUCAGAAGCUGACACCUGGCAGCGUCAUUGCCUUCAGGGUUAGUCUGGACCCCAAGGCCCAAAAGCUGGUGGGGGUGCUGAGGUACUAUCUGUCCCAGUUCAGCCCCAAAUACAGGAGAGGCAGUGUAGAAGAUGAAAACCCACCAGAAGCACUGCAGAUGCCCCUGGCACAGCUGAUGUCUAAGCUGACAUUAGCAGACAUGAAUGUCUUGCUUUUUCGCUGCGACUCAGAAGAACAAGAAGAUGGUGGAGGCUGUUACAGUAUCCCAGGAUGGGAGAGCUUCAAAUAUGCUGGACUACAAGGUCUGAUGUCAGUGUUGGCUGAUAUCCGUCCCAACAAUGACCUGGGCCAUCCUGUUUGCGCUAACCUCAGACAAGGGGACUGGCUGAUAGACUAUGUCUCCAACAGACUGAUACACAAAGAUGGACCGCUGGCACAGGUGGGUCAGUGGUUGACUGCCAUGUUCACCUUCUUGAAACACAUCCCUCGCUACCUCAUCCCCUGUUAUUUUGAUGCCAUCCUGGUGUCCACCUACACCACAGCCCUGGACGCAACCAACAAACUCAUGUCGAGUUUCAUCCAGAAUGGCUCCAGCUUUGUCCGUCACCUGGCGCUGGGUUCAGUCCAGAUGUGCGGCGUUGGACGCUUCCCUGCCCUCCCUCCACUUUCUACGAAGAUCGAGGACGUUCCCUACCGCAUCAGUUCAAUCACAGGCCAGAAGGAGCAGUGCUGUGUCUCAUUGGCUGCAGAGCCUAGCAACAGAGACUUAAUGCUGUCUCUGGAUAUGCUGAACCUAAUAUGAAUAUCUCAUGGUCUGCAUAGUAACAUCAUUCUGGCCUUCGCUGGGACGCUGCGUCACGGUUUGAUCCCCAACCUGCUGGGCGAGGGUCGCUGUGCUAGGUACAACUGUCGUGAUGCUGUGUGGUGGUGGCUGCAGUGCAUCCAGGACUACGCUACCCACGUUCCUAAAGGGCAUGAAAUCCUUCGCUUCCCUGUCACACGCAUGUACCCUACUGAUGACUGUGAACCCUGCAAACCUGGAGAGGUGGAGGUGCCUCUGUAUGAUGUGAUCCAGGAGGCUCUGCAGCGCCACCUGGAGGGAAUUUCCUUCAGAGAGAGAAAUGCUGGUUCCAAGAUAGACAUGAACAUGAGAGAUGAAGGGUUCAACGUGGUUGCUAAGGUGAAUCCAGCCACAGGUUUUGUGAUGGGAGGAAACCGCUUUAACUGUGGCACGUGGAUGGACAAAAUGGGAGAGAGCGAGAGAGCGAGGAACAAAGGCAUGCCUGCUACUCCAAGAGAUGGAGCAGCAGUGGAGAUAGUUGGUCUCAGUAAGUCAGCUGUGCGCUGGGUGGUGGAGCUCCACGCCAAAGGACUGUUCCCUUAUGAUGGAGCUAAAGUACACAGAGAUGGUCAGGAAGUGUUUAUCUCCUACUCCCAGUGGAACCAGCAGCUCCAGCAGUCCUUUGAAGCUGGUUUCUGGGUGUCUGGGGCCCCAAAUGACCCCAAUGAGAAGCACCCGGAUCUGGUGCAUAAAAAAGGCAUCUAUAAGGACAGCUACGGAGCCUCCAGCCCUUGGUGUGACUACCAGCUGAGACCCAACUUCGCUAUUGCCAUGGUGGUGGCUCCAGAGCUGUUUACAGUGGAGAGAGCCUGGGAGGCUCUGGAGGUGGCUGAGAAGAAACUACUGGGACCACUGGGAAUGAAGACACUUGACCCUGAUGACAUGGUGUACUGCGGUGUCUAUGACAACGCUCUGGACAAUGACAACUACAACCUGGCAAAAGGCUUCAACUACCAUCAAGGACCAGUGAGUGAAACAACAAGCAGCCAUAUAUCUUCAGCCUUCAUAUACAUACAUAUAUAACAGCUAUUACAUAUA